ACAAUCCUCCAUAUCUUUUCACACGUAAUACUUCAAUGCUAAUAUUCUGCGCUUCGUCUGUAAUACAACAUAAAGAUGCAUUGAACGAUAAGUCUGUUGUGUAGUUCAAUACCGGCGAAACUAAUGUCUGUUGAACACUGUUUUAUGGGUUAAUGAUUUCCUUUUCUUCGAGCAAAAAGUAAAUUCAUUGUUUAAUGAACUAUGUUGAUAAAUCAGGAUUCACAGUGGAACGAUAAUACUGAAUCUGAACUUCAACAGACGUUUCCAGAUUUUGAAGUUAUGGAUUCAGAUUGUUCCCUUUUUCAAGACGAUUUAUUUCAAUCUUUAAGUUCCGAACUAGGUAUUCCGUUGUUCUUUGAAAGUGAAAUACCUACAAAGGUAGAUAAUGGUAUUGAUGAUGAAAUUUUAAAAAAUAUAUACAUAGAAAAACCAUUGACUAAUAUUAAAGAAAAUGAUGUUGAUAGUCAAAUUACGGAAGAUGUAUGCAUAGGGGAACCAUCAACUAGUUUUGAAAAUUGUGAUACAAAUGUUGCACAACAAACAUCAGAUGUGGAUAAAAAUGUGAGAAUUAAAUUGGAACCCACAAGCCCGUAUAUCCAAUUACCUUUGUCCCCUGCAUCAAGUCAGAGUGAGUGUUAUAGACCAGAUUCACAAGUUGAAACAAGUUCUAAUGUGUCCACCUGCAAUUUUAAGACAACUCUAGAAACACCACCCAUCUCUCCUCCACAAAAUGUUUCCUCACCUAUAUCUCCACAAUCAAUUUCAAACAUAGCCAUUGCGAAACAUAUAAAACUUGAGCCUUUUAAACUUCAAGAUACGAAAGAAACAAAAUUCACCCUUUCCAAAAUAAAUUCUGCCAAACGUGUUCGAGUUCAACCAAAAGAUAAUAUUCAACUUGUCACUGAUGAACAGCCUAAGAAUGCUAUAUUUUUGAGUACACAAAAUUUUGUUGCACUUACUCAAAAAAUUAGACAGAAUUAUAUAUCAUAUCCUUUCACAACUCAUUUUACACCUAAUACAAAUAAAGAGAUUCAAACAUCAAUACAGCCUUCCUCAGUACCAAUAAAAACAGAGACAAAUACAAUUCAACAACUACAAGAGAAUAAUGUGAAAAUAACGGACAAUGUCUCUAACGUAUAUACAUUAGGAAACGAUCAAACAAUUAAUAUGAUGGAUCCACCUCUGGUUCUUAAGAAUGAAGCAGCUGGAUGUACCUCUAUAAUUGUAAAAAGCGAUUCGGAUGCAUGUAAACCGAUAAUAAUUAAAACAGAGACUUCAAAUUAUACUCCAAUUGUCAUAAAGAACGAAAUGCAAGAUGUCAAUUUUGUUGAACGACAAGAAUGUGAAAUAAAAGCACUGAAAAGGCAACAGAGAAUGAUAAAGAAUAGAGAGUCAGCUUGCCUGUCGCGAAAGAAAAAAAAGGAGUAUGUAUCUUCGUUAGAAAAACAGAUUUAUGAAUUGCAGCAACAAAAUAAGCAAUUAAAAAUGGAAAAUACAAACUUAAAACAGAAGCUUUCAUCAUUGGAACAUACAAGUGCUACUAAUAAAUUUAAAAGCUUGAACUUCAAUACGAAUAAAAAGAAUGUUGCUAUUCUUUUGGGGAUGGUUUUUAUGGUAUCUUUAAAUGUUAAUGGCUUCAAGGAUAUAUUUUCGCAAAAUAAUCAAUUGAAUAUACUAUCUAAUGACGAAUCGAUUAACGCGCAACACGCAAGACAUGGAAGAACGUUACUUUGGACAUCUAGAGAUCAAAUUCGAGAGGAAGAUGAAGAUAGUUUUCGUAAAAAUAUAUCGAUACCACAACCUAUGUGUCCAAUGUAUAUUAACCAAAGUGAAUCAAUUCGUUUAGAUUACGAAUUGAGACGAUGGAUCGGUGGAAAGUCCGAUCAAGAUAAUUUGAAAAAAGGAAAAUUAGAUGCGAGUGUUACAGGAAAGUUCCUAUCGUCGCCCUUGCAUGUAAUGCAAAAAGCUAAACGUAAACGUAACUUAUCAGAAAGAAGUAAAUCCGAAAUACAUCGAAAGAUAACUGAGCCAUCGAUAUCGAACGCGGUAGAAGUUUUUUCUCCAAUAAUAAGAAAAGAGCAUGCUUCUUUGUUCGAAGCUUUAGGGAGAAGAGAUGACACUUUUUACGUAGUUUGGUUUAGCGGGGAACAUUUGCUUUUGCCCGCUUCAAGCAAAAAUAGCACAGGCAGACCAAGGAUGUCGUUGGUACUUCCUGCGCUUCCUAUGAACGAAACGUUUUCAACACCCGCAAAUCAUAUAACUAUGAUGCAAAUUGAUUGCGAAGUUACCAAUACCCAAUUAUUGCAUUUACAACAAUCAAUUAUACCUAAUCAUUUGAAAAGUACUAAUAGAUCUGAAAGUCGUACACAUCAGCCAAAUGAUGUAUCAGACGCAAUGACGGCGGACAUAAAUAAGAAUUACAAACCAUAUUUUAUCAAGGAAACUAAACAUAAAAUGUUUCACAAAAAAGAUUUAAAAGACAUAUAUGUUGACAAAAACAGUAAAAAUUACAAUAAGACAAUCUCGUAUAUAUUGAAACAAAAAUUUAUUUCAGACUUUGACUUAGAAGAGGUAAAAACUGAAUUGUUAAAAGAUUUGAAAAAAAGCGAUUCUCAUGCGAAAUUUACGUCACAAAAGAAGCAAAAGUGAUAACUAAUAUAUAAUUAUUUAAAAAAAAUGUUUGUUUCAAUGACAUUACAUAAGUAUUAAAAAAUAAUGCACUACAAAAAAAGUAAAUAAAUAUAUCUUGUAUUUUCAAAAAGAGAAGAGCAAUUCAGACAUAAGUAAGCACACUUGAUAGUUUCGAUUUACAAUAUUUGAAUUUGAAUUUAAAAUUGCAGUUUCAUAUGCGUUUUAAAAAGGAAGAAAAAAUAAAUAAAAAUAAAUAAAAAAUAAAUAAAAACUAUAACAACGUGCAUUUUAUAUAUAUAUAUAUAUACAGAGAAAAUUACAGAAUCAUCGUUAUAAAAAAUACCUUUCAUCAUCAUACCUUCAUGUAAGAUGACUGUGUACAUAUCUGGUUUCACAAAAAUUGAACUACUUUAACAUACAAGCGUUUAUAUUUAAAUUUGAUUUGGUUGGAUGUAGUGAAGAUUUACAUAUAUCUUUUAUUUUCAAACUGAAU
Messenger RNA from Frieseomelitta varia, 3124 nucleotides. It is a transcript of the gene Atf6, whose product is annotated as cyclic AMP-dependent transcription factor ATF-6 alpha. Gene Ontology annotation, biological process: endoplasmic reticulum unfolded protein response; regulation of transcription by RNA polymerase II. The record is from RefSeq and is a predicted model, not a curated record. Gene Ontology annotation, molecular function: RNA polymerase II cis-regulatory region sequence-specific DNA binding; DNA-binding transcription factor activity, RNA polymerase II-specific. Gene Ontology annotation, cellular component: nucleus. Lineage: Eukaryota; Metazoa; Arthropoda; Insecta; Hymenoptera; Apidae. The coding region runs from base 202 to 2649 and encodes 815 amino acids. The transcript is spliced from 9 exons.